AAGCCCGCGGCUGGCAGGUCAGGUGGCCCCGCUUCUCAGGUUUCAAACCUCGGGCCGGCUGCGCGGCGCAGACUCCAGAGGCUUCGAUCCGGACCCUGAAUGGCUGGUCUCCAAUUGGCACCACCUCUGCUUGUGGGUGUUAUGUUCCCAUACAAUAAAACGGAAGCACCAGGGCUCCACUCAACUAAGCAAGCCCCCUACGAAAAAGGUGACUCUUCCCAGCUAUCCUCAAUGGGGCGCCUGAGGAACAAUUCCCAGGAAAAGCUUUCGAGCAGCAAAGAGCCCAUGUUGAAUAAUCUCUACACUCACUCCAAAUGGAACACCGGCACAAAAACCCAGAGCUCCUUCUAUCCCCACCAUGCUGGAAUCACCCAGCAAGACCCAAGAAGCAAUCUCCAGAGCCAAGCGAAGGGUUUGUUUUACUCAUCAGGCCCUCAAUCCCGCUAUCCCAAAGCAAAUAACCAGGAAUUCAUCCCCUUUACAAAGAAACGAGUUGGAGUGGACCGGGCAUAUCCACUGAAACCCGUGUUCCACCGGAAGUCUCGUAGUACAGGUGAGACUGGCAUGGGUGGGGACCAGAAUGUUUCUCCAAGACCCCCUGAGCCAAGGGAGUUUUCAUACAGCAGUUUUGGUUCAAGGAACUGGGCGAAUUCAUCUGUGGUUGGUACUGUUGCUGCCACACAGGAGGAGAGAGCCAUGGCAAACCCCGGCAGGACUGAGUGGGUGCAGAUCCAAAGACUAGAAGCUGCAGGAGAGAGUUUAGAGGAGGAAAUCCGAAGAAAAGAGACUCUCCUGAGGGAAAAGCUGAAGAAGACGGAGGAGGAACUCAGAAGGAUCCAGAAGGAAAAGGAACAGGCUGAGGAAAAUGAAAACAGAGAGCUACAGAGACUGACACUCCCCAGGAGGAGAGUUAAAGGUAAUGGCAACACUGCGUACAACCCUGUCUCGUCCCCAGAAUACGGCUCUAGGGAGGUCUUCAGUGGAGACAGCGGAAAGAAUGAAACUUGGGGACAGUCUCAAGAAAAUCCCAAUCCAUUCCAGUUCUCUGAUUAUGGGGUACAGAAGCUCAGAAGGGAGAGACUAGGGGCAAGCGAUAACAAAAUCCGAGACCAAGCCUCAGGGCCGGUGAAGGAGAAGUUUCCUCAGCCUACAGCAGCUCCAGGCAGUGCUUUGCCACGGUCCGCCAGCAGUUCUGACUUGCCUAGGGCACCAGACUCCUCAGGUUCCAGCUGUUCCACUGAAGAGCCAGAACUGGGCGAGUGCAGCCACUGUGGACGCAAGUUUCUCUUGUUCAGGCUGGAGAGGCACUCCAACGCCUGCAGCAGGAUGCAGGGUUCCAAGAGGAAAGUGUUUGACUCCUCCAAGGCCCGAGCCAAAGGCACAGAACUAGAGCAGUACUUGAACUGGAAGGCACCAGCCUCAGUCAAGGCUGAACCUCCUCGGAAGAGCAACUGGAGACAGAAGCAUGAAUCUUUCAUCCGUACCCUCCGUCAGGCUCGAGAGGUCCAGCAGGUAAUUGCCAAAGGUGGAAACCCCUCAGACUUGCCUCACAUCCUGCUUGCAGAAAAUCCAGACUAUAUUCAAUGUCCUCACUGUAGCCGUCAGUUUGCUCCCAAGGUGGCUGAGCGGCACAUUCCUAAGUGUAAGACCAUCAAGAACCGUCCUCCGCCUCCAAGGAAGCAUUACAGUUGAGUAGACAACAGUGGAGGCCUCCUCAUUUGUCUCAGAAAGCUUCUCUUCAGCAGUAAGUGGGAGUAGAAUGAUUUGAUGCAAAGCAGGAAGAAUGAAAACUUUUACAUGCCCCACCCCUGCCUGCAGAGCUGAAAUCAGAGAGGAGAAACCCAUUGCUAAACAGCAGGAGGCAGAAGGAAACCUCAGCUUCCCACUGAAUUACCACCUCAGGCUUGUGUGCCUUAUGUUACUGCCCUAAGAACUGAUGGGUGAAGUCGUUGAGUAGUGAGCAUUAAAGCUGUCUUCUCACAA
Messenger RNA from Miniopterus natalensis, 1983 nucleotides. It is a transcript of the gene ZC2HC1C, whose product is annotated as zinc finger C2HC-type containing 1C. The record is from RefSeq and is a predicted model, not a curated record. Lineage: Eukaryota; Metazoa; Chordata; Mammalia; Chiroptera; Miniopteridae.